GGAGAAGGAAGCUGGAGGAAUGAGGGUAGCAGAGGGCAGCCACUGCGGCCACACAAGAUCAGCUGACUGACCAGCCACAUCACAUAGAUCGGCUGGCUGAUGGGUUUCUUUCGCAAGACUCUGAUCUAUGGCGGCGGGCUGGGCAGCGCCUGUGCUGCAGGUACAGUACAUGCCCGCAUACAGACGAAUUUUUUUCAUUUGCUAUCCCUUUGUGUGUGUGUUGAUGUGUGUUGAAUGUUGUCUGGCUGUCCGCACUGCACUGGCUGCGUUGCUUUCUGCAGGUGGUUAUGCGGCUCUGCACUACAACCAUCAGCAGGGGAUGAUAGGCCAUGCCAACUACUCGUAUGCGCCGCCGCCGAAGCGAGAGGACAACAUAGAGAGGAUGAAGAAGGAACACUUCGACCUCAUUGUUAUCGGCGGAGGCGCCACAGGUGACCAAUCAUGAGAUGAUAUGCAGAGCAGACGGACAGGCAGCCAUGGCUCUUGGGGAUGGAUGGAUGGAUGUGUGCAGGGAGCGGUGUUGCAGUGGAUGGCGCGAGUCGUGGGCUCAACUGUGCCUUGGUAGAGUAUGACGACUUUGCCUCAGGCACCUCCAGCAGGUCCACCAAGCUCCUGCAUGGCGGGGUGAGGUACCUCGAGGCCGCAUUCAAGAACCUUGAUAUCGGCCAGUAAGAAUUAUGGUGCAGUGCAUCGGAAAGAGAGGCCCGCACGGCACCGAGAUUAUGGUGGUGGUGGUUGUGGUUGUGUCCCUCACUCAGGUUGUAUUUGGUGUGGGAGGCGUUGGAGGAGCGUGCGCACAUGAUGAAGAGCGCGCCGUUCAUGUCCAAGCCGCUGCCCAUCGUCAUGCCCAUCUACAACUGGUGGCAGGUGCCUUACUUCUACGCGGGCAUCAAGGCCUACGACUGGCUCGCCAAGCUCGUCUGCUGCUUCGACACAGGUGCGCAGCGCACGCAACGCAAGCCCCCCUCCCUCCCUCCCUCCCUCCCUCCCUCCCAAUACCCAUCCAUCCAACCAACCACCGAUGCUUAGUCCUUUUUGUUGUCUGCCUGUCCAUUCCAUUCCCUUCAGGCCUCCCCGAGUGCUUCUACACCAGCCGAGCCAACACCCUCUUUCUGUUCCCCCUCCUCAAGUCGGAAGGCCUUAAGGGCGCCCUUGUGUAUUACGACGGCCAGCACAACGACAGCCGCAUGAACAUCCAGCUGGCGCUGACGGCAUCGAUGGACGGCUACGUGGAGGGCAUGAAGGGCGCGGCGGUUGCGAACCACUGCCAGGUGAUCGGCGUCAUCAAGGACAGUGACGGCCUCGUGGUGAGCUGAGUUGCAACGCAGAGCAGACACACACAAAAAGCGGCGGGGGCAAUGUCAUUGCCUAUCGGUGUGUUGUGUGAUGUGGCAUGUGUAGAACGGGAUAAAGGUUCGCGACACGGUCAAGAAGGAAGAGUUUGACAUUCACGGCAAAGUGGUCGUCAACUGCACCGGUCAGUGAGAGAGGGAGGGGGCACGCAGCACCCCACAUCAUAGCCCCACCCACACAGCUGUCCUUGUCAUCCUCCAUUCCAUUCUGGCCCCCAUGCCAUGGAUGUCAUGUCAGGUCCCUUUGCUGACCAAAUCCGCGAGAUGGCCGACCCCAACUGCCGCAAACUCGUCGCCCCAGCCGCAGGUACGCCCCGUCCACCCACACAGGACGACCGCAUCCACAUCCCCGUUUGGAAUCGAAUUACAGGUGUCCAUGUGGUGCUGCCCAAGUGGUACUCGCCGCCCAACUUCGGCAUGAUCAUCCCGGAGACCACCGACGGGCGAGUGCUGUUCUAUCUGCCGUGGGAGGACAAUACGAUCGCCGGCACGACCGACGCCAAGUCGGUGCUCACACACCUGCCCAAGCCAACCAGCGAGGAGGUCGACUUCAUCGUCAGGGAGUCGGCACGAUACCUCUCCCUUGAUGAGGCGCAAAUAAGGUGGGUGCGGGUGUGGGUGUGGGCGGGGGAUGGAUGGGUGGGGAGAAGGUGUAUGGGGAUUGUGGAUGGAUGGAUGGAUGUGUGUGUGUGUGCAGGCAGGACAUCAAGGCGUCAUGGUCUGGCCUGAGGCCGCUCGUCAAAGACCCCAAGGUGAGCAAGGGAACACUUGUGUGAUGUCUUUGUCCCUCUUUCGCUUAUCAGUCAGCAGAUGAGGGCAGCACUGCCAAGCUGUCCCGAAGCCACGAGAUUGUUGUCGAUCCGUCGGGUCUCGUGUCAGUAAUGGGCGGCAAGUGGACCACCUACCGAAGAAUGGCACAGGUAAAGACCGACCGACCGACCGACCGACAGACAGACAGAGAGGGCGGGAGAGGUCAUGUGUGAUCUUGAUGUGUUUGCUGGCAGGAUGCGGUUGACAAGAUUCUGGAGGUCCAUCGCGAUAAGAUCAGGACGAGGGCGCCAUGCAGGUUAUUUACACAUACCUUCACCCACCUGGCCACGUGGCGCCAUGCAUGUCACUUGCUUGCUGCCGUGUUGGUUGUGUCGUUGCAGAACCAAGAAUCUGCUGAUCAUGGGAUCGCACGACCACACGGGCAACUUCCAGCCAAAGGUAAGUCAGUCGGCACGGCUGGAGAGGCACCCGACCAACACAGAGACCCAUCUGCAGAUGCGAUGCUGCGUGUGAUGGAUGCGUGUGUCCCUCCCAUCCCACUGGCCAGGAGGUGAGCGUGUUGGGCGGCAAGCUGCCUCUCCAUCUCACCAAACAGUACAACCUCAAACUGCCUACGGUAUACACACACACUUCCAGCACAGCACCCACUACCCAACAUGGGGGGCCCACCACAUCUACGCAGGCGGAGUAUUUGGUGCGGAGUUACGGCUUCCGUGCGCUCGACGUGUGUGAGCUGGGCAAGAAGGAGGGGCUGCUCGACCCACUUGUGCCGAACCAACCUUUCAUCAGAGCCGAAGUCGUCUAUGCUGUCAGGUGGGUGCACCGUGGCCAUGUCUGUCUGUGUGGGCGGCGGACAUGUGUGUCUGUGUCCGUGUCCGUUUUGUGUGGUCCACCGUGUCUGCAGACAUGAGAUGGGGUGCACCAUCCCCGACGUGUUGGGUCGGAGGAUCCGGCUGGCAUUCGUGGACGCAGAUGAGGCGUCACGAAUCGCACACGACGUACGCUACGCUACGCUCGCCACCCACAUCCACACACAUGCGCACAGAGUACGGUGAUGUCUCCCUCCCUCUGUGUGGUGACUAUGUGUCUGUCGAUCAGACUGUUCGUCUGAUGGCCCGUGAGCUCAAGUGGCACUUUUCGCAGAUCAGCGAGGCUGAGAAGGAGGCCAAGGCGUUCCUCCACACCAUGACCUACAAGAAUCCAGCAGAAUGAAUGAGUGAAUCUUCCUGUAGAUUGGUGCAUGCACACAUGCGUGUCUGUGUCGGUGAGCACCACCACUGGUGUGUGCUUUGGCCGUGAGCCUGCCUGUAGAAGUGUUGUGGGCUGUCUGUGUGUGCGUGUGCGUGUGCGUGUGUGUGUGUGCCUGCCAAGAGGCACGUGUGUGUGUGUGCGUGUGUCUUGUGCGUCCUUCGGUCCAUCGAGAUCCAUCGACCCAUUCAUUCUGAGAUUUCUUGUCGAGUGUACAGGCUUUGUAGCACAGCAGGGUGUGGGUACGAGCAAGGGGACUGUUUUGUUUGUGUUUUGUCGGAGGGGCUGUGGUGUGUGUGCAUGUCGACGGGAGGGAGGAAGGGAGGGAGGGAAGUGAAGUCGCUGAAUUCGUGCACGUCUAGCCAUCUAUAUAGACUGCAUGCCGGACACAAGGAGGCGCUUUAUGCGUUGAGGAAUCGAUGAAUGGACACGAGAGGGGGCAGCAGGCAGGCAGGCUUUCAUCGAAUAGAACG
This is a messenger RNA of Vitrella brassicaformis, 3844 nucleotides long. NCBI's taxonomy places the organism in Eukaryota, Vitrellaceae. The record is from the annotation of a GenBank genome assembly.